GCCCACAUACCAAAUGAAACGUAUUAGCUGAUGACCAAUCACAGAUCAGUUUAUUAAAAGAAGUGAAGUCUUGGAAUCUUUGAAAAUAGUUCAAGAAAAGCAAGAAGAUUCGGAGGAGAUAAAGGGAUUUCAGGGAAAUUGUGGAAUAUAAACAACACCAAGCUUCACAAUCUGGAGACGAACAAUGUACGUUUGUGCAAACUAUCCUCCGAACUUCUUCAACACAUCCUCAAUAUUCCCGAGGUACCUGGCCAGGAAAGCUAAGAGGUGUUAGCCAGAGAAAAGGAGGAUUGAGAGGCCUUGUGAGGGAUGAGGUGAGGCCCGUCCAGCACCAUGCCCAGCUGGCCCCUGAGGCCCCCGAGGCCAGCAGGACCCGCGCUGCUGCUGCUCCUCUUUGCUGCCUUCAACCUUCAGGUAACCGGCUCAGUGCUUGAAAGUCUGAUCGCCAAACGGACUGAGUACUGGGAGCACUGCAACAGAACGCUGGAGACCAGGGCGCUGCCAGAAACCGGACCUCACUGUAAAGGCACCUUUGACCUGUUUGUCUGUUGGCCAUAUUCGUCUCCUGGGAAUGUGUCUGUGCCCUGUCCUUCUUACUUACCAUGGAUCAACGGGUCCAGGAGGGCACAUCGGGAAUGCUUAGUGACUGGGAGAUGGCGACAGAGGGAGAACUCCUCGGAGACCUGGAGGGACGACUCGGCGUGUCAGGAGGACCUGUACUUCAAAGACAAGGAGGAUGAAAUGCUUCGCCAGACGGCCCUCCGGCUCCUCUCUGUGAUUGGCUACUCCCUGUCCUUGUCCUCUCUCUUCAUUGCUACUCUUCUGAUGGGCAUGUUGAG
Pseudoliparis swirei is the source of this 839-nucleotide messenger RNA. Its product is annotated as glucagon-like peptide 2 receptor. Gene Ontology annotation, biological process: adenylate cyclase-modulating G protein-coupled receptor signaling pathway. Gene Ontology annotation, cellular component: plasma membrane. NCBI's taxonomy places the organism in Eukaryota, Metazoa, Chordata, Actinopteri, Perciformes, Liparidae. The annotation marks the transcript as partial. The record is from RefSeq and is a predicted model, not a curated record. Gene Ontology annotation, molecular function: peptide hormone binding; glucagon receptor activity. The transcript is spliced from 5 exons.